Messenger RNA from Eutrema salsugineum, 2801 nucleotides. Its product is annotated as subtilisin-like protease SBT2.3. Gene Ontology annotation, molecular function: serine-type endopeptidase activity. The record is from RefSeq and is a predicted model, not a curated record. The transcript is spliced from 10 exons. NCBI's taxonomy places the organism in Eukaryota, Viridiplantae, Streptophyta, Magnoliopsida, Brassicales, Brassicaceae. Gene Ontology annotation, biological process: proteolysis. The coding region runs from base 222 to 2801 and encodes 859 amino acids.
AAAUACGCACUCUCCUUUCACCGACCUCCGACACGAAAAGGCAGCUCCUUUUUUUGUGUGUGUUUCUGUCAAUUCCACUACUUCACCAUGAAUGCUUUAAUGUGUUUCUUGGUGGGUUUUGUGUGGUUUCAUGACUCAUUCAUUCUCUGUAUAAAAACUAGUGGCAAGCGCAAGAAAAACCCUAUCUUUUUCAACUUUCUUGAUUUAGAAGGGAGACAAAAAUGGGUAGAGUUAUGUUGGUGAGUUUUGGGUUUUUAUUACUUGUGAUCUCUUUUGGGUUUUUAUCAAACACUUUGGGACAACAACAAGGCGAUGAUGAUGGUGAUGAUGAUGAUGAUUCUGCUAUCUACAUUGUCACAAUUAAACAACCUCCUAUUGUUCAUCUUUAUGAUGAAGAAGAGCUUAAACAAAUUAGACAGAAACACCAAAGGUCUAAGCAUGGCCACACUUCUAAAUUCAUACCACAAUUGCAACCAAGGAACAUUUCAAGGAAACGUCAUGGGAAGUCAAGAAGACCACCAUCUAUUGCUCAAACUCAUGAUUCUUUCUUGAGAAAGACAUUAAAAGGAGAGAAGUAUAUAAAGCUUUAUAGCUACAAUUAUCUAAUCAAUGGAUUUGCCGUGUUUGUUAGCUCACAACAGGCUGAGAAGCUUUCAAAGAGAAGUGAAGUAGCAAACAUAGUGUUGGAUUUCUCUGUUCGAACAGCUACGACUUAUACUCCACAGUUUAUGGGUUUACCAGAAGGAGCAUGGGCCAAAGAAGGUGGAUUCAAGAUUGCUGGAGAAGGAAUUGUUAUCGGAUUUAUCGAUACUGGAAUCGAUCCGAAUCAUCCUAGUUUCAAUGACAAUGACAUCAACUCACAUCAUUCAUCAUAUCCAACCCCUAAGCAUUUCUCAGGUGUUUGUGAGGUUACACCUGAUUUUCCAUCCGGAUCUUGCAACAAGAAGCUAAUCGGAGCUCGGCAUUUUGCACAAUCCGCUAUAACUAGAGGAAUCUUUAACUCAUCUGAGGAUUAUGCUUCUCCAUUCGAUGGGGAUGGCCAUGGAACACACACAGCUUCGAUUGCAGCGGGUAACCAUGGAGUUCCAGUGAUAGUUUCUAACCAUAACUUCGGAAACGCUAGUGGAAUAGCUCCUCGUGCAUAUAUUUCUGUUUACAAGGCAUUGUACAAGAGCUUUGGAGGUUUUGCUGCAGAUGUAGUUGCAGCUAUAGAUCAGGCAGCUCAAGAUGGAGUAGAUAUAUUAAGUUUAUCGAUUACACCGAAUCGAAAACCUCCUGGUGUUGCCACUUUCUUUAAUCCUAUAGAUAUGGCCAUACUUUCGGCUGUAAAAUCUGGGAUUUUCGUAGUCCAAGCAGCAGGAAACACCGGUCCAUCGCCUAAAAGCAUGUCUUCUUUUAGUCCUUGGAUUUUCACAGUUGGUGCUUCUUCUCAUGAUAGAGUUUACUCCAACUCCAUAAUCCUAGGCAACAAUGUAACUAUUCCAGGCCUAGGAUUCGCAAUUCCUACGGAUGAUGGAAAGAUGUACAAGAUGGUCUCUGCUUUUCAUGCCUUGAACAAUAGUACUUCUGUAGAUAAAGAUAUGUAUGUAGGUGAAUGUCAAGAUUAUGAGAAUUUCGAUCAAAAACUUGUCUCUGGGAGUCUUCUCAUGUGUAGCUACUCUGUUCGUUUUAUUCUCGGGCUUUCGACUAUAAAACAAGCUUUAGAUGUUGCCAAGAACUUAUCAGCGGUUGGUGUUGUGUUCUAUAUGGAUCCAUACGUUCUUGGGUUUCAGAUCAAUCCAACGCCUAUGGAUAUGCCCGGAAUCAUAAUUCCAUCUGCAGAAGAUUCCAAAAUUUUACUCAAGUACUAUAAUUCUUCUGUUCAAAGAGAUGUAACCACCAAAGAAAUUGUUGGAUUUGGAGCGUUUGCAGCCAUUGAAGGCGGUUUAAAAGCUAGCUUCAGUGAUAGAGCUCCUAAGGUUAUGUAUUACUCAGCAAGAGGACCUGAUCCAGAAGACAACUCUUUUAACGACGCAGACAUAUUGAAACCGAACCUUGUAGCUCCUGGAAACUCUAUUUGGGGUGCUUGGAGUUCCGCUUCCAUCGACUCACCCGAGUUUAAAGGUGAGAGAUUCGCGAUGAUGUCCGGUACAAGCAUGGCUGCUCCUCAUGUUGCUGGUGUAGCUGCACUAAUCAAACAAACUUACCCGCAAUUUAGUCCUUCAGCAAUCGCAUCUGCACUUUCAACAACCGCUCUUCUUAACGAUAUUAAAGGAGGUCCAAUCAUGGUUCAACGUACUUUUUCUAAUCCAGAUCAAAGCCUCUCUAACGCAACACCGUUUGAUAUGGGAAGCGGUUUCGUUAACGCAACCGCAGCUUUAGAUCCUGGCCUAAUCUUCGAUACUAGUUUUGAAGACUACAUGUCAUUUCUUUGUGGGAUCAAUGGAUCAGAUUCGGUGGUAUUUAACUACACAGGGAUUAGCUGCUCCGAUAACAACAAAACAAUGAGCGGUUUUGAUCUCAAUUUGCCAUCAAUUACAGUAUCAACGCUUAAUGGCACACAAUUUGUUCAGAGAUCGAUGCGUAACAUAGGCGGAAAUGAGACAUACAAUGUUGGUUGGAGUCCUCCUUAUGGCGUUUCAAUGAAAGUUGAUCCUACUCAAUUCUCUAUAGCCAUGGGAGACACUCAAGUACUAAGCGUAACCCUCAAGGCAAUAAAGAACAGUUCAAGUUCUAGUUUUGGAAGAAUAGGAUUGUUCGGAAACACAGGACACAUUGUUAAUAUCCCUGUAUCUGUCAUAGCGAAAGUUGCUUCGAGCUGA